Messenger RNA from Conger conger (European conger), 3114 nucleotides. Its product is annotated as E3 ubiquitin-protein ligase RNF14-like. NCBI's taxonomy places the organism in Eukaryota, Metazoa, Chordata, Actinopteri, Anguilliformes, Congridae. Gene Ontology annotation, biological process: positive regulation of proteasomal ubiquitin-dependent protein catabolic process; protein polyubiquitination; ubiquitin-dependent protein catabolic process. The coding region runs from base 152 to 1546 and encodes 464 amino acids. The transcript has 6 exons. Gene Ontology annotation, molecular function: ubiquitin conjugating enzyme binding; zinc ion binding; ubiquitin protein ligase activity. Gene Ontology annotation, cellular component: cytoplasm; ubiquitin ligase complex. The record is from RefSeq and is a predicted model, not a curated record.
UCAUUCGCCGUGUAAGAAAAAUCGGCUGACAUUUCCUGGACAGGGGUUAAAAAGAGAGGUUCAUAAAAAUGACUUUGUAAUGGGGAGCUUUUAAUAUUUACAUGACUUGUAUCUUGUAUGUGUUUGCUACCAAAUAAUCAGCUUUGGGGAAAUGUCGGAAGACCAGGAAGCGCAGGAGGACGAACUCCUGGCACUCGCAAGCAUUUACGACCAGGAAGAGUUCCAAAGGGAGGAUGGAAGUGUGAGAGGAGGCGAGGUCCGCAUAUGUCCGGACAUGCCCCGCGAUUUUAAAGUCAUUGUAAAAGCGGGGGGCAAGUGUACAGAAUAUGGGGUGUCAUUCCUACCUCCGCUGGUGCUGAACUUUGAACUCCCUGUGGACUACCCUUCCAAAUCUUCACCCCUGUUUACACUAAACUGCAAAUGGCUCUCAGAAAUCCAGCUGGCAGCUGUGUGCAGGCACCUGGAUGAACUGUGGCAGGAGAGUCUUGGAAGCGUGGUGCUCUUCUCGUGGAUCCAGUUCCUCAGGGAAGACCUCCUCAGCUUCCUCCACAUUUCCUCAUCCCUGGAGCUCCCCUCGCUCUGGGACAGCAGCAGCACAGGAGCCAGUGAGGGAGGGGCAUGUGGCCGCGGGGCCGCGGGGCCAGAGGCCCCAGAGCAGCCGGGCCCCGGGGCCCCGCCACGGCUCGACCCCGGUGCCGAACAGCUGCUCCACGUCCUCGACUUCGACAGGGCCCAGCGGCGGAAGGCGUUCGACAGCCGGGCGUUCGACUGCGGGAUCUGCUUCUCCACGAAGCUGGGCUCGGACUGCUUCAGCUUCAGGGAGUGCGAGCACGUGUACUGCGCCAGCUGCAUGUGCGAGUACUUCCGGGUCCUGAUCACGGAGGGCGCGGUCAACGGCCUCAAGUGUCCGCAGUCUGAGUGCAGCUCCGAAGCCACGCCCCCGCAGGUGAAGCAGCUGGUCGGGGAGGAGCUCUUCGGUCGCUACGACCGUCUCCUGCUGCAGUCCAGCCUGGACAGCAUGGCCGACGUGACGUACUGCCCACGGCACGCCUGUGCCACGGCCGUCCUGGUGGAGCCAGACAACUCCAGCGCCAUCUGCUCGUCCUGCCGCUACGCCUUCUGCACCCUGUGCCGACAGGGCUACCACGGGCUCUCCUCCUGCGCUGAGAGAGGGCAGAGAGGGGACAGGGCGCCCGGCGAUGACCAGCCCUACGCUCAGGUUCCGGGAAACGAAGAUGGACUUCGAGGACUUUGGGAUGACUACGAGACGGGAAGUAAGACGCGGAAGAAGUUCCUGGAGCAGCGCUAUGGGAGACACGUUCUCCAGGACAGCGUAGGGAAUGUCCUCAGCCGGAGCUGGCUGGACGGCAACACCAAAAAAUGCCCACAUUGCAACGCCACCAUACAGAAGGACGGAGGCUGUAAUAGAGUGCAGUGCUCCAAGUGUCACUACGCCUUCUGCUGGGUCUGUCUGUGUGUCAUAAAUCGGAGUUACGGACACUUUGCCGACCCUGCUUCACCCUGCUCUCAGGUCCACUAUAGCUAGUGAGCCCCAUCCAGCCUUGCUGCAAUCAACAGCUUCACUGUGCUCUGAUCACUGUACCCAGUUCUGUGUCUGUCGACGGGCAUCCCCUGAAGGUGUAUUCCUGCAGUUUGGAUGGUCAAUAAUGGUCCUCAGAGGUGAGGUUCAUAAGCCCUGGUUGUCUUUAGGUACCACUACUCCCAGUAACGGCAGAGUUUCACACGUCUAUCUUUCCUGACUGCAUUUCAGCAAAUCCACCCAGGGCAGCAACUAAUCCUCUACUCCUGUUGUGGGAAAACAGUCACUGUUUUACCGAAAUAUUCUGAUCUUACUCCAGCAAGUUCAUACCGGAGACCUUAAAUACCAGUGUUCUGGCUAGCCCCAAUGUUCUCUGAUAGCAGGUGUCACAUUUUCUUGAUGAAAUUACGCAUUAAAAGCAUGUUUUCUCAGUAAGGAACUGGAGCUCAAAUAUAUUGUUAAUGUGUACCCUGCAGACCGAAACGAAGCUGCUUCUCUUCAUUAAUCAGCAUUAAGAUGGAUUAUUCUACCAAGUACCAGAGGUUAAUUGUAAACCAGACACAAGCAGGAAAAGGAAGCUCUGUUCUGGAAAAUGUCCUGGGUGGAGCAGACUGCUCUCGGUGCGGUACCUGCGGUAUGUCCUGCAGUUAAGAGUGGAAUCCCGGUGGUGACGGCUCCGAUGGGGCGUGGAAACCCUUCAGGUUUGAGGCCAGCAUGAGAACUGAAGCGGUCCUCCGUUCAGCCGUGCGCCUGCCCUCAGUUCGGUUCUGACCCAGCCCUCAGCUCGGUUCUGACCCAGCCCUCAGCUCGGUUCUGACCCAGCCCUCAGCUCGGUUCUGACCCAGCCCUCAGCUCGGUUCUGACCCUGCCCUCAGCUCGGUUCUGACCCCAGGAGCCCAUGGCUCCGCUGAUGCACUGUGGAGUGGGAAGCAGCUUCUGGAAGCAGGCACUGCAGAGGACUCAUGUUUUAUCUGCUUUCUCUGGACAGUCUCUGGAUGUUUCUUCCAUAGGAAGGGAUGUGCAAAUAUGACUUCAGAGAAAAUAUGAAACGUACCGAGUGGGCAUGCGUUAAAGGGCAGGUAGGCCAUACAGUAUGUGCAUGAGUGUGAGUGUUUAGGAAUCCACCCACUGUAAAGCAGUCCUCUUAAGAUAUAGAUCACAGCUUCAUGGUCUUUAAAAUACUACAGCAGUGAAUAUGUGUUCCUGCAGCUAUUUAGACUUAUUAGAAACUCAGUUUUGGAUAUGAGCAAUUGUUAAUUUGCACAAAUCAACCUCCAAGUCAAAGAAAAUAUAAGUAAUUAUUGCCUGGGCUGAUGCCUCUUAAAGUUUGAGACCCAUGCUGUAGGCAACAAUAAUCGUUGAAUUGGGAAUAAUGUUACUGGCUCAAACCGUGUUAUUCUAUCCUGUAUCAUGUGUAAUUUUACAGGCAAAUAGAACAGCAAUGCAAAUGCGAAAGUGUUGAUUUUACUUAGAUUAUAUUUUCGCAAAUAUGAAGUAAAAAUGCUGUGUGAAUGGAAACAAUGGAAGGUGAGCUGAAACAAUGAUCAAUAAAGAAAUGGCAUCAAUCCUGAGAA